Messenger RNA from Phyllotreta striolata, 105 nucleotides. Lineage: Eukaryota; Metazoa; Arthropoda; Insecta; Coleoptera; Chrysomelidae. The record is from the annotation of a GenBank genome assembly.
AUGCAGGCUCUGUUAAUUCGUACGGCUUUAAUGUAUAAGUGCAGCGAGGGAUCGAUGGGCUACAUCGUUACUGUUGCGGCAGAGGAAAAUAAAUUUUUCAUCUGA